GUGUGUGUAAGUGUGUGAGUGUAACUGUGUGUAACUGUGUGUAAGUGUGUGAGCUGAGAGACAGAGAGACAGUGGAUGCUUUAUGAAUCUCCAAGGACUACAGCAGCUCCUUACACACCUGCACAGGGUCUGGUGAGAUGAAGCCCUUUGAGGAACACACAAUGUUCCUCUACACACCCAUAGAGGGAUGUAGAUGAUGAUGAUGAUGAUGAUGAUGAUAGAGUCGAGUCACACUGGCAGCUUGCUGAGGGCUCCAUCAGCUCAGCUCUAAAAAAAAUCCCUGUGAAUGUGCUGUUGCUGCUGUUGAUGAUAAUGAUGAUGGUGAUGAUGGAGUUGUGAGGACUCAGAGUGCUUUGAAUGCUGCUGUUAUAGUUCUGUAUUAGAUUAGAGAUUGAAGCUCCAGCCAUCAUGGACUCUGCAUUCUCUCCAACGCUCUCAGAGCACUGCUGCUCCUACACUGUGCUGUCUCCCCCUGCUGGUCACUCUCUGAAACGCACUCACACACACUUCAACCCGGGGCGUCUCCGACACACCCUCCCACUGCUCAUCUACCCCGCCGCCCCUGAACCACGCCUUUUUGACUCCUCCUACCCCGGUGCCUCUGCGCCCCUGGUGCCGUAUCUCGGACCGUUCCAUGGCCGUUUCGGCGUGUACCAGUGUGCGCUUGAACCUGCCUUCAUUCAGAGGCGUAAUGAGAGAGAGCGUCAACGUGUCAAGUGUGUCAAUCAGGGCUACGCCAAACUGCGAGAACAUCUUCCAGGAGCCGCCACCACUGACAAGCGCAUGAGCAAAGUGGAGACGUUACGAGCGGCCAUCCGCUACAUUAAACAUCUGCAGAGGCUCGUAGAGCAACGUGAAGCUCCGGGGGAGAACCUUAACACUCAGCAAGAGGACAGUCCACAACAACUCUCCAUUAGGUCCUUCCCUGGACACCACUGUGGGAAAUCUAAGCAUUCUGCUGGAACCUGAGCAAAGACCAGCAGGAACACAUCUUCUCCUGUCAGACUCACUGAUACCCUACACACUACACCUUACAAACUUCAAACUACACUCUACAUACUAAACCCUACACACUACACGCUACAAACUUCACCUUUCAAACUAAACCCCAAAAACAACACCAUACAAACUACAUGUUACAAACUGCAUCCUACACCCUAUACACUACACCCUACACACUAAUCCCUACAUACUACAAACUACACCCUACAAAAUACAACCCACACACUAAACCCUACAAACUACACCUAACAAACUACACACUACACACUAAACAUUACAAACAACACUUUACAAACUACACCUUAGACACGAAACCAUACACACUACAACCUACAAACUACACACCACACCCUAAACACCACUAACUACACACUAAACCUGACAAACCACACCCUACAAACUACACCCUACCCACUAAACUUUACAAACUACAUCCUAUAAACUUCACACUACACACCACACUCACACACACACACACACCACUGCCAAACCCCACCAUGCUGCCACCUAAAAAGAGAAGUAACCAACAACAAUCUGCACAUACGAUAAUUUUAAAAAUAAAUGAGCAACAUCACAAAUAAAUUAGUAUUUCACACAUUCAAAUAACAUUUUACUUGAAAUUCACUUCCCUAAAAACUGACUUUAGUUUUCUUUGAUGUAAAGGCAUUAAUUACAUUUUCAGGGAAAAUCUGACCAGCAUGGUGGACAUUAUUGACAGCAAGGCCAUGGAGGUUCUCUCGUUACAUGGUGGACCUCAGGUAUGAUUUGAUUAGUUUUAGCUUUGAAAAGCUCCUCUCUGCUUCAGCUACAGUCGCUGGAAGACAUGUUCUAAUAGCAGUCCACAAAUUUGUAUAAAGAGAGCUCCAAUUCAUUAAUAAUUAUCAGUAGCUUAAGCAAGGUCAAGGUAUUUGGUGGCAAGCCAGGCAAGUUCUUCAGUUCCAGUGCAAACGUUCUACUUGCUAGUUAACUACAAUCCAAUUAGACUUGUUAUGCUGUAAUUGUUUUGCUGCAUGCUACACAGAUUACAAUAAACUACUUAUUAUGCCCUGUGUGUAAUAGAAUAGAAGACAUAGCAUGUGAUAUACUGUUAUUAGCCUGUUUCAUUCAGUGCAUGACCCUUUACGAGCCUCAAUGACAGAUGAGUAAAAGACUCACUUAUUUUUGGACGUUUCUCCCCUACUUUUUUCCUCUUGGUUCUGAAUUGGACUCAUGAAGGUUUUUGGUAUCCAUAAUUUUAAUUUGGAUCCAGUUCUCCUUGCUGACUUGACAUAACUCCAGGUACAUUGAAAACUCUGAAGACUGAGGAGACUGAAGACGCUGAAGACUGAUGUAUGAGUGAGGGUACUUCUCAGAGUGGUGGGCACACACUCCAAGUCCUGACCAGGUUCACAGGUGGAUUUUAUAAUUGCCAUGUAAGAUUUGACGGCAAGAUGCUGUCCUGGGUGACUGCCCAUAUCACCUUUAUCUAAAUCUGCCACCACACACACACACACACACACACACUCACACACAGGUCAUGUACAGGAUGUGAGUUGAUCGUGAGACUCUGGUAGAGAAAUGGAGUGUUCUAUCUGUAACAAA
Messenger RNA from Silurus meridionalis, 2583 nucleotides. Its product is annotated as achaete-scute homolog 5-like. The record is from RefSeq and is a predicted model, not a curated record. The transcript has 2 exons. Gene Ontology annotation, molecular function: RNA polymerase II transcription regulatory region sequence-specific DNA binding; DNA-binding transcription factor activity, RNA polymerase II-specific; protein dimerization activity. Gene Ontology annotation, biological process: developmental process; regulation of transcription by RNA polymerase II. The coding region runs from base 409 to 969 and encodes 186 amino acids. Lineage: Eukaryota; Metazoa; Chordata; Actinopteri; Siluriformes; Siluridae.